Molecule: messenger RNA, 2525 nt
Organism: Cygnus olor (mute swan)
Lineage: Eukaryota; Metazoa; Chordata; Aves; Anseriformes; Anatidae
Gene: NTN3
Product: netrin 3
Exons: 7
Coding region: 661-2424 (587 amino acids)
Molecular function (GO): protein binding
Source: RefSeq, a predicted model, not a curated record
CGGGAGGGCGGAGGCAGGGCUGGCAGCGGCGCGGCGGGCGGCGCACACACGCACACACACCUCCCUGCAUGUGAUUAAAUGGCUCGAAAUCUGCUUCUGAUUUCCUCGGGGAGGUGACUUUUCCCUUCUUUUCAACCCGGGAUUUAUUGGAGCCUUUUUACUCCGCUUCCAGGCAGCGGCCGGGGCUCAGUUUCUCCACUUCUAGAUUAUUUUUUUUUUUUAUAUUUUUUUUCCCUUUCCUCUCGGUUUCUCCCUUCCCUCCUUCCCUGCCGCCUCCCGCAGCCGGAGCAGACACGGGCAGUGCGGCGGAGCGGGCGGGCGCUGGGGACCCGCCCGCACCGCCGGAGCAGCACUCCCGCUUGGCACUAUUUCCCUUUAUUUUGCUUUCUCUCUUUUUAUUUCCUGGCGAAUUGUUAUUAUUGCUUUUUCUUUAUUUUUUUUUCCUACCCCCCUCCUUUUUUUUUUUCUUUUUUUUUUUUUUUUUUUCUUUUUUUUCCUGUUGCCAUCGGCCAAGGGAAGGGGGAGCGGCCCCCGCUCCCUGCCGCCCGCGCUGCUGCGGCGGCCCCGGCUCCUCUCGCCGCCGCGGCCCCGGACCUGCCGCCGGACCGAGCCCGCUACCUGCCCGGCCGCGGGAGGAGCCGCUCCCCUGGCCCCAGGAGGAUGGAGGUCCUGCAGCUCCUGCGCCUGCUCCUCACCACCAGCAUGCUGCGCCUCUCCCAGGCGGUGAAUCCAUUCGUGGCCCAGCAGACCCCCCCGGACCCCUGCUACGAUGAGAGCGGAGCUCCUCGCCGCUGCAUCCCCGAGUUCGUCAACGCAGCCUUCGGGAAGGAGGUGCACGCCUCUAGCACCUGCGGGAAGCCUCCGACGCGGCACUGCAAUGCCUCCGACCCCCGCAAAGCCCACCCGCCCGCCUACCUGACCGACCUCAACACCGCCUCCAACAUGACGUGCUGGCGCUCGGAGACCCUGCACCACUCACCCCACAACGUCACCCUCACCCUCUCCCUCGGCAAGAAGUUCGAGGUGGUCUACGUCAGCCUCCAGUUCUGCUCGCCCCGUCCCGAGUCCACCGCCAUCUUCAAGUCCAUGGACUACGGCAAGACGUGGGUGCCCUACCAGUACUACUCCUCCCAGUGCCGCAAGAUCUACGGCAAGCCCAGCAAAGCCACCGUCACCAAGCAGAACGAGCAGGAGGCCCUCUGCACCGACGGCCUCACCGACCUCUACCCGCUCACCGGGGGCCUCAUCGCCUUCAGCACCCUCGACGGGCGGCCCUCCGCCCAGGACUUCGACAGCAGCCCCGUGCUGCAGGACUGGGUGACGGCCACCGACAUCAGGGUGGUUUUCAGCCGCCCCCACCAGUUCCGGGAGCUGGGGGGCCGCGAGGCUGGCGAGGAGGAGGGGGGCACUGGCGCGGCCCCCUACUACUACGCGGUGGGCGAGCUGCAGGUCGGCGGGCGCUGCAAGUGCAACGGGCACGCCUCGCGCUGCGUCAAGGACAAGGAGCAGAAGCUGGUGUGCGACUGCAAGCACAACACGGAGGGGCCUGAGUGCGACCGCUGCAAGCCCUUCCACUACGACCGGCCCUGGCAGCGGGCCAGCGCCCGCGAGGCCAACGAGUGUCUGGCCUGCAACUGCAACCUGCACGCGCGGCGCUGCCGCUUCAACAUGGAGCUGUACAAGCUGUCGGGCAGGAAGAGCGGAGGGGUCUGCCUCAACUGCCGGCACAACACUGCGGGGCGCCACUGCCACUACUGCAAGGAGGGCUUCUACCGCGACCUCAGCAAGUCCAUCACAGACCGCAAGGCCUGCAAAGCCUGUGACUGCCACCCGGUCGGUGCCGCUGGCAAGACCUGCAACCAGACGACGGGGCAGUGCCCGUGCAAGGAUGGUGUGACCGGCCUCACCUGCAACCGCUGCGCCAAGGGCUUCCAGCAGAGCCGCUCGCCCGUGGCCCCCUGCAUCAAGAUCCCUGCCAUCAACCCAACCUCCCUGGUAACCAGCACAGAGGCACCUGCGGACUGCGACUCCUACUGCAAACCAGCCAAAGGGAACUACAAGAUUAACAUGAAGAAGUACUGCAAGAAGGAUUACGUGGUCCAAGUGAACAUCUUGGAGAUGGAGACAGUGGCCAACUGGGCCAAGUUCACCAUCAACAUCCUCUCUGUCUACAAGUGCCGCGACGAGCGGGUCAAGCGCGGCGACAACUUCCUGUGGAUCCACCUGAAGGACCUGUCCUGCAAGUGCCCCAAGAUCCAGAUCAGUAAGAAGUACCUGGUCAUGGGGAUCAGUGAAAACUCCACCGACCGGCCGGGACUGAUGGCCGACAAGAACAGCCUGGUCAUCCAGUGGCGGGACGCCUGGACCCGCCGCCUUCGGAAACUGCAGCGACGGGAGAAGAAAGGGAAGUGCGUGAAGCCCUGAGGGCUUCCUGCCCACCCCGUGCCCCAGCCCCAGCCCCAGCCUGGCUACGCACUGCCGGGCUGCACUCAGAGACUCUGUACAUAUAUAUAGUGUGAACGGAC